Molecule: messenger RNA, 915 nt
Organism: Rotaria sp. Silwood2
Lineage: Eukaryota; Metazoa; Rotifera; Eurotatoria; Philodinida; Philodinidae
Source: the annotation of a GenBank genome assembly
AUGAAAUCUGUAAAUGAUCUAUCAAUUGAUAGAAAAGAUUUGAAAGAAAUUGAAAUGAGACGUGAAAUUAAUCCAUGUACAUAUCGUUCAGCAAUAAAUCUUGAUCCCAAUGCCUCAUCAUCUUCAACAUCAAUGUCAAUUAUAACAUCACUUGGUGUUAUUUUACAUGAAACUGAUGCAGAAAGCAAAUGUGGUCGUGAACAAAAACAAGCAUUAAAACAAAAUUAUGAUGCAACUAAAGCAACAAAUAUUGAACGUCUUUCUUGGUUAUCAACUAGUCAUUCAUCAACAGAACAAAGCGUAAAACAUUCCCGUGGAUUAAAAUACAAUGAUGUUAAUACAAAUUCAUCUGAUUAUGUAUUUACAAAAGAUAAGAAUAGUUAUGAAGCAUAUCCUGUUCAAAAUUGGUAUACAUUUACACAAACGAAUGUUCAUAAAACAGUUGAUUUUGAUGAAGCUGAAAAACAAAAUCAAGAACGAUGUAAACAUUUAGAUAAAUGGUUUCCAAAACAACAAGCUAUGAAAGAAAAAAAUACUGAAGAUGAUAUUCAAAAUAAUAAUGAAAAAGAUACAAAAUCAACAAAUAAAAAUAAACGUGAUUUACAAUUACUUGAUGCUGAAGAGUGGAUUCAUGAAAACGACGAAAAUGAAUAUGAUGUUGACAAACGGAGUCAAGAUAAUGAUAACAAUAAUCCAAAUAAAAAAUCUAAAACAAAUAAGAAAGAUAAAAAAAAAUCAAAAUAUAUACGGAUGCUAUGUGAUAGUGAUGAAGAUGAAUCUAUUAAAAAACAAGUGAAUAAAACAAGCACUAUGAUACGUCAAACAGAAGAAGAUGAAAAAAAGAUUCAAAUGAUGCUGAUCAUGAAUGUAAGAAUUCGCUCAUCACAAUCAAAAUUUAUGUGUUACUUGAGAUAA